Molecule: messenger RNA, 1631 nt
Organism: Pieris rapae (cabbage white)
Lineage: Eukaryota; Metazoa; Arthropoda; Insecta; Lepidoptera; Pieridae
Product: decapping nuclease DXO homolog
Exons: 4
Coding region: 334-1479 (381 amino acids)
Biological process (GO): NAD-cap decapping; nuclear-transcribed mRNA catabolic process
Cellular component (GO): nucleus; cytosol
Molecular function (GO): mRNA 5'-diphosphatase activity
Source: RefSeq, a predicted model, not a curated record
ACUUAAUAAGAUAGGUACUUUACAUAUAAUUAUCCAUAUUUAAUACGAGAAGAAAUUAGAAAACAUUCUAUCUAGAAUACUAGUCUAAAUUCAUCUGUGGUCAUCGUCAAUCGUCAUCAUUAUACAGAUUACAGUGUAUCACGUAUGGUCAUCUCUUGGAUUCCUAAAGCUAAAUUACAUUUAACAUUCUGAGAUGGUUGGCGGUUGCAUUGUUUUUGCAAAUUGCAAAUUGCAAUGUCUUCUUACUUACCUGUGUUUGUUUUUAUUGAUGAGCAACGAUUUAUUAAAAUAACAGGAAAACGAUUUUUAUAGUGAAAUUUGAAAUAGUAUGUCAUGUCCAAAAUGAAUUCACAACCAGAGCUGCGUACCAAUGCUAGCAUUUAUGCUAACCCCUUUCCAAAAUUCGGCCGCCCAGAAAUUAUAGGUUAUAUAGGAUUAGAAAAUCUUAAAUAUGCAAGAAAGAUUUCUAAUACUACCGUAAAUUUUGACCUUAACUUACUAGCAGAAGAAGCGCAAAGGAAACCACCUGAACAUGAUGUAAAGUUAAAUGACUUAAUUCGGUUCUUGUACGAUAAUGAGAAACGUUUGAAUUUUCGAACUCCAAACAACCUCGAUUCUGCUACAAUAUUUUGCUAUCGGGGCUUAAUGACCUGUGUCGCCAACUCGCCUUAUGAAAAUGAGCCUUGGAUGAUCGUGGCGUUAUUAUUUAAGGGAAAUAUAUAUUUAUGUGCACGAGACACCCAAGUCAAGAAGUUAAAGAAAAAAAAUAUGACUGAAAAGGAUAAAUUAUUUACAUCAUGGGGAUUCAAGUUUGAACAGUAUAUUUUGUCUGAUAAACCCCAUGUGAAACCAAAUCCAAAUGUGCCUAAUAAUGAAAUGGAGGAGUUUUCAUGUGUCUUUAGGACAACACUAAACAAUCAUAAAAUCAUAUACGGUGCAGAAAUGGAUGGAAUUCGUUGUGAUAAAAAAGAAGUUCAUGAAGCUCCUCAGACAGUUGAUGAUGUCUUACAUUAUUUACAAGACAAAGAAUUCAUAGAGGUUAAAACAAAUCGACAUUUAGAAUUUCCCCAUCAACAUAAAAGUUAUAGACGGUAUAAGACAAGAAAAUGGUGGUGCCAAUCAUUUCUUGUUGGAAUAGAUACAAUAAUAUGUGGUUUUAGGAAUGAUAAUGGUAUUGUUGAGAAAUUACAAACUAUCAAUGUUAAAGAUCUCCCAAAAAUUUCAAAGGAAUUUUGGGACCCAAAUGUUUGCUUCAACUUUUUGGAUACGUUCUUUGUGUAUGUGAAAAGAUGUUUCAACCGAGAAAUAAAAUGCAAAUAUGGCGGUAAAGAUUUCGAUCUAAAAAGUGUGCCAUUAACGAGUUUGUUGUUUGAGCUGGUGCCAAACAAGUAUGUUAAAUGCAUGAACUAUGCCCACGAAGAUGACCCAAUUCUUCCCGACUGGUUUCUCACCACAUUUGGAAAACACCAGGAAAUAUAAUGACAAUACAAUAAUGUUUAUUUAAGUACAUAGUGAUCUAUUCCAACCAACACUGGCAACCCAAAGGCAAAACGAAAAAUACUAAGGGUAAGGGUCUACCAAAUCAACAAAAUACAAUUAUAAAAAGAGUGACGGAGAGUUUAUUGCCAGUU